Molecule: messenger RNA, 6105 nt
Organism: Orycteropus afer afer
Lineage: Eukaryota; Metazoa; Chordata; Mammalia; Tubulidentata; Orycteropodidae
Source: RefSeq, a predicted model, not a curated record
AUGCGGAGCAGACAAGGCUAUUGCAGCUAUUGCCGCGUGCGCUAUGAUAACCUGGAACAGCAUAUUUUAAGUGCCCAGCACAAAAACUUGGCCAUGCAGAAUCGACAUCGGAUGGUGACCAGUAGCUUGAUGGAGCGUUUCUUGCAGGAUGUACUGAGGCAUCACCCUUAUCAGAGUCAAGAAAGCAGGUCAUACAAUGAGCAACAUCUCAAGAAUACUGUGUCCCCAGAAGUGGUUCAUUUGGAUGAUGUUAUACCUGAAGAAAUGGUUAAGGACACUACUGGACUCAGAGCAGAUAUACCCACCAAGGGUUUUAAACCUGUUGAAGAGUCGUGUUCCAGACCUGGCAAGUGUCAGGAAUGUAUAAAGGAUGUUUCAAUUCGACCAUCAGUUAUUCAGAAACUGGAAAAGGGACAGCAGCAUUCCUUGGAGUUUGUUCAUAAGAUUGGGAGCAGUAUGAAAGAAUUUAAUCCAGUAGAUGCUGGUCAAGCUACAAAUAAUGGACAAAACUUAAUAGGUCCCAUAGUGAUUUCCAGUGUUUCUGCUAGUAGUUUAUCUGGAAGUUCUUGUGAUAAACCAGUUACAUCUAACACUACGAGGUUACCACUAGUAGCCCAUUUGGAUUCAGUUAACAAAUCUGACCCAAACAAAUUGGACAGAUACUUUGAUAAACCAGGCAAGAGCUCAAGCAAUCCCAUACUAUCAUCUCAUCUAGAAACUUCCUCAUUUUCAUAUCAGAAACCUAAAGAAACAAAUAGGAAAUCUUUUUGCAUCAGUUCAGGUAAAUUGAUUUUACAGAGAGGUAAAAAAUUUCGGGAUAAAACUUGGUCAACUAGCUUUAAAUUUCACGAACUUAUGGGUACUGAGGGCUCCUUAAAAUUGGAAUCACACUCUAAAUUAGCAGCAAACUCAGCAGCAAACCUGAAUAAAAUUAACAUACCUUCUAACAAAGAAACCUUUGAAGAUGCCGUUCCAGAGACCCAUGAGGAAUUCUUUUCUAAUAUGGAUCAUGCUCAAGAAGAAAAGCAUUUGUUUUUAAACAAGUCUUCUUUUUCAGAACAGAAGAGCUUAGUGAAUUCUGAAGUUAAGUUUGAUUGUGGCUCUCUUCAUUCAGUGUCUGAUCAACCCCAAGAGACUGUACAAGACUUGAACCCUUGGAAGGAGGAGCAAGUUGACUCAGAAGGCAAGAACUGUGAAUCCAGAGGUUCUCAAAUGAGUUUUGAUUGCAAUUCCUCUUUUCUUUCACUGACUGACCAAUAUAAAGUAACUGCCAAAGAAGUAAACCUUCCAGUAGAGGUACAUGCUGAUCUGCAGUCUAAGAGUAAGUGUUGUGUUUCUGACAUAAGUUCUGAUUGUGAUGGUUCCCUUCAGUUGGUUACCAACCAAUCUCAAAUGACUGUUAAAGAAAUAAGCCUUGAAAAGGCUAUGAAUUUUAGUCUGGUUGACCAAAGCUAUGAAUCCAGUAGUUCUGAAGUUAAUUUUGAUUGUGAUACCUCACUUCAGUCAAUUACUGGCCACCCCAGACAGUCUGUAAAAAAAGUAAACCUACCUAAGGAGGUGCACAUUGGCUUAGCUGAGAACUAUGGAUCUAGUAGUUCUGAAAUAAGUGCUGAUUCUGCUUUCCCACUUCAAGCAGCCAUUGACUGUCUCCCAGGGACUGUCAAAGAAAUAGAAAUUUGGAAAAAGGUUAACACUGACUUGGUUGAUAAGAACUAUGAAGCAAGUUGUUCUGAAACAAGUUUUGAUUGUGGAUUUUCCCUUCAGUCAGUAACUGAUCAUCCCCAACUGGCUGUCAAAGGAAGAAACUUAAAGGAUAUGCAUGUUGACCUGAAAAAUAAGAACUGUAAGCCCAGUGGUGUUGAAACAAGCCUUGAUCGUGAUGUCUGUCUUCAAACAAUGACUGAUGAACCUAGGAGGGCUGUUGAAGAGAGAAAUCUUCUGAGAGCAGAGAAUGCUGACCUCAUAGAUAAGAACCAUGAAUAUCAUGGUCCUGAAAUGAGUUUUCAUGGUGGUGCUCAGCUCUUGGCUGAUCAAUCUCAAGUAGCAGUUAAAGAGAUAAACUCUCAGGAGUUAGAUAUUGACCUGGAGAAUAAGAGCAAUGAACCUAGCGUUUCUGACCUCAGUUUUGAUUCCCAUGCUUCUCUUUGUCAGUCUGUUAAUGGUCAAUGUCAAGGGCCUCUGGAUGAAAUAAAUCUGAAAGAGUUAAAUGUUGACAUGGAAGUUAAAAGCUACGAUUGCUCCAUUUCUGAAUUGACUUUUGAUUCUGAUCCACUUCUGUCUGUUACUGAGCAGUCUCAGCUGGAUUUUGAAGAACUAGAUGAUCACAUUAACCUGCAAGAUAAGAGCUGUGAGUCAAACAGUUCUGAAAUAACUUUUGAUUCUGAUAUUUCUCUUCAGUCAGUAGUUGACCAGCCUCUAGUAACUGAUAAUGAGGAGGAAUGUGUUGAACUUGAAAAUGAAAGUUAUGAAUCUUGUGUUUCUGAAAUAACUUUUGAUUCUGAUAUACCCCUUCAUUCAGAUACUGAACAUUCUCAAGUAGAUAUUAAAGAAAUAACCAUUAAAGAGGAAGAACAUGUACACUUACAAAGGAAGAGUGAUGAAUCCACUGGUUCUGAAAUCAGUUUGGAUUCUGAUAUCUCUCUUCAUUCAGUGACUAAUCAUACUGAUGUAGCUAUUAAAAUGCUAAAUCUUCAAAAAGAAGAGCAGAUACAUUUAGAAAAUAAGGAAAGUGAACCCAGUGGUUUGGAAUUAAGAUUGGGUUAUGGUAUCACUUCUCAUUCAGUGACUGACUAUUCUGAAGAUCCUGAUAUAGCUGUUAAAGAAAUAAACCACCAUAAAGAAAAACAUGUACACUUAGAAAACAAUGAUACUGAAUUUAGUGUUUCUGAAACAAAGUUGGAUUCUGAUACCCUUCUUCAGUCAGUAACUCGUCGACCUGAAGUAGUGGUUGAAAAAAUACACUUUCAAAAUGAAAAGCAUGCUGACGUAGGAGACACAAGUGCAACAUUCAGAGGUUCUGACCUAAUUUUGGAUUCUGGUGUCCCUCAUUUAGUGACUGAGCCUCAAAUAUCUGUUAAAACAAUAAACGUUCAGAAAGAAGAGCCUGUUCUAGGAAAUAAGAGUGAUGAAUGUAGUGGUUCUGAAAUGGUUUUGGGUUAUGAUGUCUCUCCUCAGUCACUCACUGACCAAUUUCAACUAGCUUUUUUGAAGGAAAAGUGUGUUGAUCUGGAAGAUAAGAGCAGUGAAUCUAGUGGUUCUAAAAUAAGUUUUGAUUCUGAUGACCCUCUUCAGUCAUUGGCUGGACAAAUUCAGGACACUGUUAAAAAAAUAAACUUGUGGAAGGAAGAGGAUAUUGGCCUAGAAAGUAACAUUUAUGAACCUAAUGGUUCUCCAUUAAUACAAGAUUCUGAUAUUUCUCUUCAGGCUGAGGCUGAACUCUCUGAAAUAGUUGUUGAAAAAAUAAACCUUGAGAACAAAGAUCAUGUUUCCCUAGAAGACAAGAACAGCCAAUAUAGUGAUUCUGAAAUGAGUUUGAAUUCUGAUUUCUUGCUUCAGUCAAUAGUUGAUCAAUCUCAAGUAACUAUAUUGGAGCAGGGGCAUAGUGAACUAGACGAUAAGGACACUCAAUCUUGUGGUUCUGAAAUCAGUUUUGAUUCUAAUGACCCUCUUCAGUCAGUGGCUGACCAGCUUCAAAAAGCUGUUAAGGAAAUAAGUCUUUGGGAGGAUGAAGAAGUUGACAUGGAAGAUAAGAGAGAUGAAUCUCAAGAUUAUGAAGUCAAGUAUGAUUCUGAUGUGCUUCAGUCAAUGACUGGUCAAACUGAAGAAGUACUUAAGGAUACCCUUUGGAAGGAACAUGUUGACUUGGAAGAUAAGAAUGUCAAAUCUAGUGGUUCUAAAAUAAAUUGUGAUUCUGAUGAAUGUCUUAAAUCUGUUGCUGAUGAAAUUCAAAAGACUGUUAAAGAAAUAAGUCUUCUAAAGGAGGAAAAUGUUUGUCUGGAUGAUAAAGGCAGUGAACUCAGUGGUUCCGGCAGUGAACUCAACGGUUCUGAAGUCAUUUAUGCUUCACAUACCCCUAUUCAGUCAGUAGUUGAACAACCUCAAAAUUUGGAAGAGGAACAUACACAUUUGGAAGACAAAAGCAGUGAUCCUUGUGGUCCUGAUACAAGUUUUGAUUCUGAUGAUCCUCAUCAGUCAGUGGAUGACCAGCUUCAGAAAACUGUUAAAGAAGUAAGUAUUUGGAAGGAAGACCAUGUUUAUCUGGAAGAUAAGAGCUACAGACUAGGUGAUUUUGAAGUAACUUAUGAUUCUGAUGUUCCUGUUCCGUUUGUGGCUGAUCAAUCUUCUGUAGCUGUCAAAGAACCAAACUUUCAAAAGAAAGAUCAUAAUGAUGUAGCAAAUAAGAACUGUAAAUCCAGUGCUCCUGAAAUAAAAUGUGAGUCUGAUGUUCAUUUUCAGACAGAAGUUGACCAACCUCCAGUGGCUUGCAAAGAAACAAAUCUUCAGAAGGAAAAGCAUGUUGAUGAGGAAGAAAAGACCAAUGAACCUAGUGAUUCUGACAUGAUUUGUAACUCUGAUAACCCUUUUCAGGUAGUAGUUAACCAAUCUCAAGUGUCAGUCAAAGAAACAAAUCUUCAUAAAGAGGUAUUUUUGGGCCUGGUGACCAGUGAUAGUGAUUGUGAAAUCAUUUCUGAUUCUGAUACCCCUUUUCAGUCAGUGACUGACCUUCCUCAAAUGACUGUCAAAGAAAUGAACUGUGAAAAUGCAGACUGUAUUGAUCUAGAAGAUGAGAAUUGUGACUCCUGUGGUUCUGAAAUAAGAUAUAUUUGUGAAGAACCUCCUCAAUUAGUGACAAAUCAAUCCAAAGAGAUUUUCAAAUUAGUAAGCCAAAAGGGAGACUAUAUUAUUCUGGAAGAUUUAAGCUGUGAUUCUUGUGGUUCUGAAAUAGAUUUUAAUGUUAAUGUCUCACCUCAGCUCAUGACUUACCAACCACAAGGGCCUGUUAAAAAAAUGGAGAACUAUAUUGACUUAGAAGAUAAGAUCUGUGAAUCUAGUGGUCCUAAAAUAAAUUUAAAUUGGGAAGUUUCUUCUCAGUCAGUGACUGACCAACUGCAAAAAGCUACCAAAGAAGUCAACCUUCAAAAGAACUUGAACGAUUCUGGCCUAAAAAACAAGACCUGUGAAUCUGGUGCUUCUACAAUAGAUUGUGAUUCCUCCUCUGAGUCAGUGAUCCAUGAAAUGACCGAUAAAGAAAACCCUUUGAAAUUAAAACAUACAGAUCUAAAAAGUAUGAACUGUGAACCAUGUGGUUCUGUUAUGACUUUACAGUGUGAUACCUCUUUUCAGUGUGACAGUGACCAGCCUAAAGAAGCUGUUAAUAAAACAGACCUAUUUAAGAAGAUAUCCUUUGACCUGAAAGAUAACUGUGAUUCCCAUUCAAGCUCUGUUUCCAUGGUUGAUCAUCUAAGAAACCUGGAAAAAGCAAAGGGAGUCAUAGAAGAUAAUCCUGAUGAACCAGUUCUUGAAGCCUUGCCUCAUGUCCCUCCUUCAUUUGUAGGGAAAACAUGGUCUCAGAUAAUGAGAGAAGAUGAUAUAAAAAUAAAUGCUCUUGUGAAGGAAUUUAAGGGAGGUCGUUUCCACUGUUACUUUGAUGAUGACUGUGAGUCCAGAAUAAUUAAAAAAAAAAAUUUGAGUGAAGAAAGAAAGAUUACCUGGGCUGACCUUAACCAGGAAACGGCAUCAGUUGAAGUGCUGUCAGACUGUGAUGAUAUUGCAUGUAGUAUUUCGGAUACUGAUGACUUUUCAUUGGCCUUAGAUAAGCCAUCCCUUUAUUCUCAAGCAAAGGGGCCUUAUAAACAAAAAUGGUCUAUGGCUUCUCAAUGCCAAACUAUAAAACUCAACCAUGAAACUCAAACCAAUUUUAUCAAUUAUCCAGUGAUAAAAAGAAAAAUAAUUAGACAAGAGGAAGACUCACCAAAAAGAAGUGACAAAAUAAAAAAAAUCAAAAUAGAAACAAGUGAAUUUCCUGAAUUGUGUACUGAGAUACUACAAUCUGAUAGAAUAAGGACUCGGCUAUCAAACAAAUUGAGAAGUAAUAAGGUAGAGUAG